AUGAAGGAGUAUAUCAUUCUCUUCUUCGCCAUCUUUUCGAUUUUCGGGACAAUUAGAGCCUCAUCGAGGUCUCCUGGAUGUGGCAUGCCUAUUCCAAACAACGAAUCUCCCGGGAAUUUCACCUAUGUAGCUCUUUUCAUGACAAGUGACAACGUCCCACGAUCUUACAUCAUAAAUAUUCCGUCUGGUUACGAUACAGAGAAGCCAGCACCGCUGAUAUUUUCAUUCCAUGGACGUGGAAAAACUGCCUAUUCCCAGCUGCUUCUUUCUGAAUUCUACAAUGAGACAUGGAACCCAGAUGCUAUCUCGGUUUAUCCGCAGGGUCUAAAGGGUUCCGAGGGUGAGACCCAAUGGCAAGGGGACCCAAACUCCGUCGGUGUCAACGAUGUGGGCUUCGUUCUGGAUAUGAUCAACAACUUUUCACAGAAUUACUGCCUUGAUACAGACCGCAUCUUCGCUUCCGGCAAGUCUAAUGGAGGAGGUUUCACGGGACUUCUCGCCUGUGAUGAGACCGCAUCGAAGCAGAUUGCAGCAUUCGCUCCCGUAUCCGGAGCGUUCUAUCAACCUCUGAGCGAAAACGGCACUUGUGAUGCAGCUGACACCCCCAUAAAAUGCAAUCCGGCAGCACGCAAGAUUCCUGUUAUUGAGUUUCAUGGCGAUGCAGAUGACACAAUCCCAUAUAACGGCGGUGAACGUCGUGGAGAGUGUCUGCCAACUAUCCCACAUUGGGCUAGGGAGUGGUCGACGAGAGAUGGGUAUGGACCAAAGAGCGACUUGACCAGCUCAUUUGAUAAUCACGUUUUGAAGUACGAGUAUGGAUACUCUGAGGGGUCUUUGGGUAUGGUGACGCAUUACCUGAUAAGGGGACUGGGUCAUGCUUGGCCAAGCACACAGCCAAAUUCGGACAACCCCAAUGGGACGUACAUUAACGCGACACCGUUGAUCCUGGAUUUCUUCUCUAAAUGGCCGCUACACUAG
This is a messenger RNA of Paecilomyces variotii, 978 nucleotides long. Its product is annotated as putative ferulic acid esterase. The coding region runs from base 1 to 978 and encodes 325 amino acids. Gene Ontology annotation, molecular function: feruloyl esterase activity. NCBI's taxonomy places the organism in Eukaryota, Fungi, Ascomycota, Eurotiomycetes, Eurotiales, Thermoascaceae. The transcript is spliced from 2 exons. The record is from RefSeq and is a predicted model, not a curated record.